This is a messenger RNA of Maudiozyma saulgeensis, 2238 nucleotides long. The record is from the annotation of a GenBank genome assembly. NCBI's taxonomy places the organism in Eukaryota, Fungi, Ascomycota, Saccharomycetes, Saccharomycetales, Saccharomycetaceae.
AUGGAUGAAAUACUACUUAAUGUCCGUUAUUUUAAAGUUCCACAACUUAAAGCACUAAGUAGAGCAUGUAAGCUUAGUGCUAAUUACAAAAAAGCAGAACUACUUAAAAAUUUAGAGGUACUGUUUGCAAGUUUUGAAAGGGAUACAAAUUCAUUUCAAACUUAUGUGAUAUGUUUACAAUAUUUAAUUGAAAAAUGUAAAGAAGGUGAGCAGUUACCGCCAUUAGAUGAAUUAGUUACAGCUAAAUAUUAUAAUAAAAGUUUAGAUUCUGUACAUACUAAACAAAAACGCCCCUCGUAUGCAAAUUCCACUACGUCAACAUCAAUAAAAACAAGAGAUAAAGCAAUGAUGAGUCCCUAUGCUAAUACUAUUCAUUUUGAAGAAUCACCAUUUUAUAAAUUGGAAAAAUUGAUACCUGAAUCUGCUCAGAAAAUUUAUGUGACUAAUGGUAGAGGAACUUGUAACAUUAAAUUUCAAUUAAACAAAGAUGAAUUCCAUUCAUUACAAAUAGAUCAAAAAACAAGAUUAUAUUUAUUAUGUGGAAUGGUUAACGUUUUGGGUACAAGAGGUAAAGAGACUAUUCAAUUUCCAAGUCCUAAUGAAAUUCAAAUGAAUGGACAAGUUGUAAAAGCAAACGUAAAAGGGAUUAAAAAUAGAAAAGGUACGACGAAACCUGUAGAUAUUACACAGUAUCUUAAAAAGGAUAAUAGCUUAAAUUUUUUCCAAUAUAUUUAUGCAUUUACCGUCACAGAAUUCCUCAUUUAUCUAUAUAUUGUCAAAGUAAUUUCACCUGAAGAAAUUCUCAAACAGAUUUUGAAACAACCAAAAAUUUUAAAAGCUGCAACAUUAUAUUAUUUGGAACAAACAAUAGAUGCAGAUGCAGAUGCAGACAUUGUUACUACAUCGGCCGUCAUGAGUUUGAAUUGUCCAAUUUCAUAUAUGAGAAUGAAGUAUCCUGCCAAAUCAAGUUCUUGUAAGCAUUUACAAUGUUUUGACGCAUUAUGGUUUUUACAUUCUCAAUUACAAAUUCCAACAUGGCAAUGUCCGGUCUGUCAAAUACCGAUUAAAGUGGAGCAAUUAGCAAUUAGUGAAUAUGUUGAAGAAAUCCUACAGAAAUCUGAUGAAAAUGUGGAGCAAGUAGAGCUUUUUAAAGAUGGUCGUUGGGCACCAAUCUUUGACGAAAAUCAGCACGGUAGUGAUUCUGAGUCUGAUGGAGAAACACCAUAUGGUGUUGCAAAAGAUAAUCAACAAAAAACAUCCUCAGUGACAAAAAAUGAAGAGGCAGGACCUAUUGUUAUUUCAUUAGAUAGUGACGAUGAUGGAGAAGGAGAAGGGUCGGCUACAAAUCAGAAAGAUAUAACACAAUAUAACGCAAAAGAUGACACUAGUUCGAAACAAGGCACAUAUAUUGAUAAUAAUAAUAAUAAUAAUAAUAAUAAUAAUAAUAAUAAUAAUAACUACUCUAGAAGUUUGGAUCCUAAAGGUAACCCUAAUACACCUCUUAAAGGAAGUUUUAAUACAGAUUCAAGCUCGAAUAAUUUGAAUUAUCCAGCAACUAGAACUUCCUUUGUUGUCGAAGAAACUUCAAUAAAUUCCAAUUAUAGUACACCUCUUAGAGAAAAGGAUCUCGAAAAACGUCAUCCAAGUAUAUUAUACAAACAAAUCAAAUUUCCUCAAUAUUUACAAAGUAAACCAUUAAAUGAUAAUACCUCGACAGAUAUAUUGGAACCUCAUUCAAAUAAGGAUAUUGGGCAUACGCCAAAUGUCGAGAGAUUAUCUAGUACUUCUUCUCAGUCAACAGUUAUUAUGACUGAUCCUUCAACUGCGUUAUCAAAUCAGCAACAAAUCUACUCAAUGAGUGGUAUCUCUACACAAAAUGAUAUAUCAAGUAAAUUGGAAGGUAUUUCAAAUCAACCAUCUGUAGAACCACCAGUAAGGGAACAUGGAGAACCUCAAAAUUCAAAUAUAGAAGAACCUGAAAGAGAUGUUUCUAAAUUACCAAUUAUUCCUAUUUUACCAUCCCUUAAGAUUGGUGACAAUACGACAAAUAGUUUAGAUAAAUCAUUUGAACCCUUACAAAGUUAUGAGAAAACAUCAGUUGUUGAAUCUUCUAUAAUGAAGAAACCAAUUGUCGCGCCAUUUCAACCUAGGAGGAAUUAUUCAACUACUAUUCCUCAAAAGAGACACCUUUCCAGCUCAUCUGUUUCUAGCAUACCAAGCAAAGAGAACAAUCCUUAG